AUGGCCGAACUUCUAACUUUCACCCCGCACAUAGACAGGGUGAAGUGGGACUGGUUAAAUAACGGUCCUACUCGACUCCCUGACACAAAGUGGUCAGGCGAAAACGAUACAGAAAUUUUCUGGCAGUGGUACACCACACUGCUAGGAUUCCUCACAUCACGAGGAUAUAGAGGCGCACACUACAAUGAAAUCCAUCUGGAUUGUCUCAUUGGUGGAUUGGCAGAGCCUGCACUCUCACACGGACUAAAACUCCGUGAAGAAGCCCUCCUUAGAGAUAAAGGGGGGAAAUUUCUUGAAGUUCUCGAUACUCUAAUCAGGACAUAUAUCAAGGAGCCUGCCACAUUGAAGGUGAUGGAAAAAUACUGCAAUGUAAAGUACAAUGCAGGAAAAGGACCCAGACAGUCCUACCCAGAACCAUCGCUUAAUGCUAGGUUUCUGGAAAACAUCCUCCCUGAAUGCAAGGAGGAAAUAAUCAAAAUGGGAUUCUCCUCUUUCAGGGAGAUGUUCAGAACAACAUCUCGCAUGGACGAGAUAAAAAACAGGCUGAGGAUAGCUCCAGCCUACAGGCCAGAAUGCUAUCCCAGACCUGAAACCACCAUGACCACAAAUCACGAAAAGCCCAACCAGGUGGGAAAGGAGAAACAUGCAGAAGCAAGAGCCAAUGUGCAAGACCCUAAACCCAAAUGGAAAGGCGAAUCCUCCCUGAAGCAGUCAGGGAACACCGACCAAAGGCCAGUACAAGUACGCAAUAAUUGCGGAAUACCAGAGCAGGCAAAGAGCUGCCCUGAGCACCAGUUAGUAGGAGACAGAAAUCCAAGGCACAGGAUCACCAGGGAAGUCGACUACAAAACAGAAGGUGAAGUUGGAGAUGACUCUGAUGAAGAAGAACCGGAGAAUAUCUCUGGUGAUUUCGAAGUGGAGGACACCUCCAAUGACUUUGAACCAGAGGACCCAAACAAGGGACCUCACUACUCGCCCAGAAGAAAGGGCAAGGACAUCAGCGUUGGGACCACAAUAAUGGCCCCAAGAUCCAAUGCCAUUGAAAACAAUGAUGAAAAAAAUACACUAAAACUGGCGAUAAGCCAGACCAAAAAAAGAACUACCAACUCUUUGGUGACGACACCAAAGAGGGAUUCCCCUGAGGAAAGUCACUCAGAAGACAACACCCCCGAGAAAAAAACCUCAGAGGGAGACCCACUGAAGGAGGACCCUUCGGAAGAAACCACCCCGGAGUCUCCAGAAGAAGACAAGCUCUGGGUGGAGUUUAUACUUGGCUGGCUAGUGGCCACAAUCUGCCCUCUCCCCAGUAGAAAUACUGGGCUGCAUCAUGCACAAUUGGCCGACAAGGCCAAUCAGCCCUCCUCGUACCUGAAGGAGGACCAAGAAUUGGCAGAUAAGAUCCAACCCAGUCCACACAAUCUUGCUGCCAACUAUUGGCAGCCUUCCUCUCAUACCGAGAGGUUUUUGAAGGUCUACCCGACCAUUGACCUAUAG
This is a messenger RNA of Cantharellus anzutake, 1494 nucleotides long. RefSeq lists its product as uncharacterized. The coding region runs from base 1 to 1494 and encodes 497 amino acids. NCBI's taxonomy places the organism in Eukaryota, Fungi, Basidiomycota, Agaricomycetes, Cantharellales, Hydnaceae. The transcript has a single exon. The record is from RefSeq and is a predicted model, not a curated record.